Molecule: messenger RNA, 204 nt
Organism: Scutellospora calospora
Lineage: Eukaryota; Fungi; Glomeromycota; Glomeromycetes; Diversisporales; Gigasporaceae
Source: the annotation of a GenBank genome assembly
AUGACUGAUAUUUGGAAUAUUUUUGAAAUUCCCUUAUCUCAUACUGGUCAAGCAAUUUCAGAUGCAAUUCUAUCACUUCUAAAUAAGUUUAGAUUAGAGAGUAAAGUUUUAGCAUUAACUUCUGAUAAUGCUAGCAAUAUUAUUUUAGCUAGUAGUAUAAUUAAAAAUAUACUUGCUAGUAAUUUUUCAAAUACAUUAUUCUAG